Molecule: messenger RNA, 645 nt
Organism: Loa loa (African eye worm)
Lineage: Eukaryota; Metazoa; Nematoda; Chromadorea; Rhabditida; Onchocercidae
Exons: 5
Coding region: 1-645 (214 amino acids)
Source: RefSeq, a predicted model, not a curated record
AUGAAGCUCAGAGUUGUCAAAAUCGACUAUGGAGUAAAUUUUCGAGGCAGAGCCGCCCUUAUUUACUUACGAAGCAGGACACAAGCAGUAAGGACUCACCGGUAUCUUCAGCAAGUUUCAAGACAGUAUUUUCGAACACUAAUCGAUCAGAAAGUUUUUAACUCAUUUGAGUCGGAAAUUCCAUCUCAAACACGAAGUUGCGCUUAUGGCAAUAGCGACGAAGAAAUGCAAGAGAAAUUGGAUCAGUUCAAGAAUUUCAUUCUUGAUGAUAUCAUCCAGUGUGGCGUUUACACGGAUAGUGUUAUCCAGGACUGUAUUUCAAGAAACAUUCUAGAAAACUUGACCCUUCCAAUGGCGAAUUUACAGCAAGCAAUCACUGAAUUACUCAGAGAUAUUGGUGUAUUCAAUAUUGAAAUGAAUAAGAUGACUUGGAUAGCGAGUUCAAAGUCCAUAGAUGACGAAAUCAGUUACGGAAAUGAAGAGUUUGAGAAUGAUGAAGGCGAAUCUUUAUCAGUGAUUCCAUCGAUGGGAAGUGAUUCAGAUAAAUUGACAAAAAAACCAUCGAAUUUUGGAUCAGUAUCGGUUAGGACCACUGAUUCAUCUACUACAUUGAGCAGUUCUUCUAUUAUUGACACAUUUAAUUAA